UGCUAACCAAAUCAAUGAAAAUCAAUUAUUAAAACUUGUUGCAUUUAAUAUCUAAAACUAGGAUUCUGCCAUAUUAUGUUCAAACUAAUAAAUCGUUUCAGUGCAUCCAUGACAUGUUCGGUUAGAUUGAAGAAAACUGCUCAUCGUUUCGACGAACGUAAUUCAAUGGGAUUUGCAACUGCUUGGACUCCAUUGUUUUCUAUUACCUUAUUAUUUCAAUGGCUUUCUGCGAAGCAUACACGUUUUACCCGUCUCUUCUCUUUUGAUAGCACAACAGAGAGAAGGCAAACAUUAUAUACUUAUUGUUGGACUUUAAAUAGACUCGGUUUAGUGUUUGUUAUUCUACAACCUGUUGAUCAAUUCUAAACCUAGCGAAAGUUCCGUGACGGGCAAAAAUGUCGCUGACCGAGGUUGGAAGCUCACUGGCCGGUUUUAUAGAAAUUCAUCCUGGUUUAAAGUUACUAACCGACCGCAAUUGUGUCAUUCGGGCUGACAAUGAUCCAGCGGAUGGCAAGGUUAAGUUAAUAUCUGGUGGAGGGAGCGGCCACGAACCAGCCCAUAUCGGAUAUGUGGGUAAAGGAAUGCUAACUGGUGCCGUUUGUGGGGAUAUCUUCAGCUCACCCUCUGUGACUGCUAUAGUGGAUUGCAUCAAGGCCGUAACAACGCGAGGCAGCUGUGCACUUCUGAUUGUAAAAAACUACACCGGAGAUCGAUUGAAUUUUGGAAUUGCCUUGGAAAAGGUGCGCGCAAUUGCUGGGUUGCAAGAUAUCCGGCUACUGCUAGUCGGAGACGAUUGUUCGAUCGAUGAAUGCCACAUUAGAAAGUCUGUUGGAAGAAGAGGGCUGGCCGGAGUUAUACUGGUUCACAAGCUACUUGGAGCUAUGGCGGAAAUGGGCUGCAAUAUAGAGGAUAUUUUGGCUUUUGGUGAAGGUUUAGUUCAGUGUUGCAAUCUAGCUACUAUUGGCUUUACGUUUGAGUUAAGAGAUUCACAACUUGAGAACAUCGAAAUUGGCAAAGGGAUCCACGGGGAACCAGGCGUCUAUACUAUGAAAGCAUGCAGGGAUUUCAAUGGUAUUAUAGAUUUUAUUCUCCCUAAAUUACUUGCAAAUGUGAAACAAGGUUCUGAGAUACUACUAUUGAUAAAUAACCUUGGAGGGACUUCUGAAUUUUUGAUGGGGACAUUCAUGAAUAGUUUGAUGAGCAAGAUGAAUUCAUGUUAUACUGUGAAACGUAUACAUGCAGGAACCUUUUUGUCUUCUCUUGACCAAGCUGGGAUAUCAGUGACUAUUCUGAAUCUGGGAUAUUCAUCAAUGUUGCAAGAAUUGUUGGAUUUUCAAGCAAACGUUCCGGUGGCACUUUUUGGAAAACAAGUAGGGGACAUGCUAGCGAAAUCAAGUGCCAUUCAAUGCAGUUUGGAGGAAGCAUUUGUCCCGACUAACCUGAAUGCAAUGUGUGCGAUCAAUGAAAGUUUUGGAGUGAAACUAACUUCUACUAUAAUCGCUUAUAUUUGUGGAGCGCUAGUCUCUUGUACUGUUAUGUUAAACACAAUCGAUAAAGAAGCUGGGGAUGGAGAUACAGGAAGCACUAUUGGCAAGGGAGCUACUGCUAUUCUGGAACACCUUAAUGAAAACAAACUAGACUUGUUACAUCCGGCGCUGCUGCUUCAACAGAUCAGUGAUAUCUUGCAGCAAGAUAUGGGUGGAUCAUCUGGUGCUUUGUACAGUUUGUUUUUCCAGGGAGCUUCAACAGUCUUCACAAACAUGGGCGAAGGCCAACCAAGCGUUUCCAUACGACAAUGGAGCCAAGCCAUAAGCAAGGGGAACGACACCAUCGCCAAAUAUGCCCUUACAGAAAUCGGUGAUCGUACAAUGUUCGAUCCACUAAAAGCAGGCGAGAGAAGUUUAACGGAAGCCAUAAACCAAAAUCUCCCGGUUCUUGAUUGUGUGGAAAGCUUCACUAAAGCAUGCGAGGAGACCGCAAGGGCUACGAAGCUGAUGCAAGCGAAGGCCGGGCGAGCCUCGUACGCUGCAUCAAUGGGCAGCACGUCAUCCGUUUCCUAUCAACAUCCGGAUCCAGGAGCACAUGCCGUAUCGAUUUGGGCACGAGCCCUGUUCGAAGCUUGUAAGCAGGUUAUUGUAACAUGAUCAAGUUUAAACGAUAUUUGUGAUUAAGGAAAUAGAAUAGAAUUUACAAAAUAAAUUAAAGGUUUGAAACCAAAUUGAAAUUGAAAAUUUCAUUUGUUAUUGUCCCAUAGACAAAACAUUGCCGAAUACGUUUUUUCCGAAACAAACUAUAAUGUGAAUAUGUUGCAGUUAUUUCAUAGAUAAUCACUAAUACGUUUCUCAUAUUUUCCACAACUAUGAUAACUGCCACUAUCUACAUUAAACGGUCUUUAUUGAAGCGUAUUUUGCUUUGGAACUCCUUAAUAUACUUGUACUCUGCGCAUUUGUCGCAGAUUAUGACGCCCUUCGAGAUCAUAUCAUGAAUACUUUUAUCGUGGCAUACAAUGUGAACCAGCUUUAGGUUCCCGAGCGUAAAAAGCUCUAUAAAAUAAGUUAUCACAGAAAGUUUGGUGCCCUUCCGAUUGUGAAUCUUACAGAUUGCGUUAGCCUCAUCCGCAAGAACGCGUGCCACAUUUUCUACUAUAGACGGCAGCACAGUGCGGCUUAUUUCAACCUGAUGAUCUAAGUUCCAAACUUGGAACAGAAUCAUAUUUUCCCGGCUGGCAUAUGGAUUAAUAACAUGUGCACCGUAUCUACAUUGCUUUUCGUUCCACAGUCCCA
Messenger RNA from Wyeomyia smithii (pitcher-plant mosquito), 2783 nucleotides. Its product is annotated as triokinase/FMN cyclase-like. Gene Ontology annotation, cellular component: cytosol. Gene Ontology annotation, biological process: glycerol catabolic process. NCBI's taxonomy places the organism in Eukaryota, Metazoa, Arthropoda, Insecta, Diptera, Culicidae. The transcript has a single exon. Bases 396 to 2144 code for a protein of 582 amino acids. The record is from RefSeq and is a predicted model, not a curated record. Gene Ontology annotation, molecular function: glycerone kinase activity.